Lachancea sp. 'fantastica' is the source of this 1155-nucleotide messenger RNA. Lineage: Eukaryota; Fungi; Ascomycota; Saccharomycetes; Saccharomycetales; Saccharomycetaceae. The record is from the annotation of a GenBank genome assembly.
AUGGCCAAAGGUGGAUUUUACGCUGUGCAAAAUGGCCGUUCCAAUGGGGUUUUCAACAACUGGAAUGAGUGCAAGUCUCAGGUUAGCGGUUAUCCUGGUGCUAUUUACAAGAAGUUUAACACAUUUGCUGAGGCACAAGCUUUCUCUGGCGGUGGAUCAAGUAAUUCAGGCUACGGGUCAGAAAGCACUUUUCACAAAAACCAUCGUGAGCCAGCACCACAUUGGAAAACUCCAAAUGCUGCUCUGGGGAUAACAAAAAAGUCUGUAAGUAAGCCGUCCCCCCGUGGUCGCGACAAUCAGGGUUCGUACUACUAUGAUAGAUUCUCCAAGAUGGAUCAGGAAAAUAGCAGUCAAAGGGCUGCACCAAGCUAUUCGGUCAGCAAUUCGUCAAGUAGAGGCAACGGGUCUCGUUCAAGCUCCAAAAAUUACUACGCUGUGAAAAGUUCAAAUCCACAAGUCAAAGACGCCAUUUUUCCAAGCUGGGAUGAGUGUAAGCGAUACGUUUCAGGAAACGGUGGAUUGUCCUAUAAAAAGUUCACUACCGAGGUUGACGCCGAGAACUUCAUAAGAGGUGUGAGCUCAAACGACUACAAUCUCAUUGGAAUAGAAGAAAGCAAGUUCUCCGAGCAGUUCAAAAGAAGCAUUACUACUGAUACUGGAACCCUCCAACAUCGUAAUGUUUAUUGCGAUGGAUCCGCUCUAGGUAACGGAAAAAAUGGUUCUCGUGCUGGGUACGGUGUCUAUUUUGAAGGUAGUCCUGAAAAAAACAUCUCUGAACCGCUAAACCUAGGUGCUUCUACUAAUAACAGAGCUGAAAUUCAGGCCGUUUCAUCUGCGCUCGAUGAGAUCUGGACUGAUUUGUCUAAACGGGAAUCUGCUGUCAAGUACCAGAUAAAGACAGACUCCGAAUACGUGUCGAAAUUGUUGAACGAUCGUUAUAUGGGCUACGGCACCGAAAAGAUCAAAACCUUACCCAACAGCGACUUGAUUGAACCACUGAUUAAGAAAUAUGCAAAAGUUAAAUCGUAUUAUCAAGUCAACCGGGACACAUUUGGUGACGUGCCGUUCAAGAUUGAAUGGGUCAAAGGCCAUGCUGGCGAGGCCGGUAACGAGAUUGCAGACGAGCUGGCUAGAAAUGGUGCCAGUCGUGCCUAA